UGUCAGGUGGACAACAUUGAUCAUAUAAAUGAUGUUUAAUGUUCUCAUUCUUUCCCACCUUCUGUUCUUUGGACUUUUAUGCAUCUUAAUACAAAUUCUACAUCAAAGGAGUUAAUAGUAAAGUUGCCUGGGCAUUGUUAGCUGAAAAAUAAAUAUAACUAACUCAUUGCAACAAAAAAUAUGUUAAUAGCUUUUCACGAAGAUGGCACCAAAAGCAAAGAAGGAAGCCCCCGCCCCUCCCAAAGCCAAGGCCAAGGCAAAAGCUUUGAAGGCCAAGAAAGCAGUGCUGAAAGGCGUCCACAGCCAUAAGAUAAAGCAGAUCCGCACUUCACCCACUUUUCGGAGGCCCAAGACAUUGCGACUCCAAAGGCAACCCAAAUAUCCACGGAAGAGCGCUCCCAGGAGAAACAAGCUUGACCACUAUGCCAUCAUCAAGUUCCCUCUUACCACUGAGUCAGCCAUGAAGAAAACAGAAGACAACAACACACUUGUGUUUAUUGUGGAUGUCAAGGCCAUCAAGCACCAGAUCAAACUGGCUGUGAAGAAGCUCUAUGACAUUGAUGUGACAAAGGUCAAUACCCUGAUCAGACCUGAUGGAGAAAAGAAGGCCUAUGUUUGACUGGCUCUUGACUAUGAUGCUUUGGAUAUUGCCAUCAAAAUUGGGAUCAUCUAAACUGACUCCAGCUGGCUAAUUUUACA
Messenger RNA from Talpa occidentalis (Iberian mole), 699 nucleotides. RefSeq names its product 60S ribosomal protein L23a-like. Gene Ontology annotation, molecular function: structural constituent of ribosome. NCBI's taxonomy places the organism in Eukaryota, Metazoa, Chordata, Mammalia, Eulipotyphla, Talpidae. The record is from RefSeq and is a predicted model, not a curated record. The transcript has a single exon. Gene Ontology annotation, cellular component: cytosolic large ribosomal subunit; ribosome. The coding region runs from base 203 to 619 and encodes 138 amino acids. Gene Ontology annotation, biological process: translation; ribosomal large subunit assembly.